This is a messenger RNA of Daucus carota subsp. sativus, 1850 nucleotides long. Its product is annotated as probable polygalacturonase. Gene Ontology annotation, biological process: carbohydrate metabolic process. The coding region runs from base 120 to 1514 and encodes 464 amino acids. The transcript is spliced from 6 exons. The record is from RefSeq and is a predicted model, not a curated record. NCBI's taxonomy places the organism in Eukaryota, Viridiplantae, Streptophyta, Magnoliopsida, Apiales, Apiaceae. Gene Ontology annotation, molecular function: polygalacturonase activity.
UUCUUUAUUUUCUUUUUAUUUUUUGAGCUGUAGCUUUCUCUUACCAUCCGUUAUUUUUGCUCUUUAAUUCCAUCAUCACUGCACCAAUUUCUCUCCUUCUUCUUCCUCCUCGGCUGCAAAUGGCGAGAGGAGAUAAAAGAAUCAUGAAGAGGCUAGUAACUCUCAUAUUAAUUGUUUCAUUGAGUCAUGUUGUUCAACAUUGCGCGGCUGAUAAUAUUGGACAAUGCAAAUCUAAUGGGCCUCUCAAACCCAGGCCUCACAGUGUAUCUAUCUUGGAAUUUGGGGCAGUUGGUGACGGGAAAACACUAAACACGAUUGCCUUUCAAAAUGCCAUUUUCUAUCUCAAGUCCUUUGCAGACAAAGGUGGUGCCCAACUCUAUGUUCCAUCCGGUAAAUGGCUUACUGGAAGUUUCAACCUUACAAGCCACCUUACUCUCUUCCUGGAAAAAGAAGCAACUAUUCUUGGAUCACAGGAUAUUGCCCACUGGGAGGUUGUUGAUGCCUUACCAUCGUAUGGACUUGGUAUUGAACUUUCAGGUGGUAGAUAUCGAAGCUUAAUUACCGGAAAUAAUCUAGUUGAUGUUGUAAUUACAGGUGACAAUGGAACUAUUGAUGGUCAGGGUUCUGUGUGGUGGGAGCAGUUUAGUUCCCAUUCUUUAAAUUAUAGCCGACCACACCUGGUGGAAUUCAUAAGCUCCAAAGAUGUGGUGGUUUCAAAUCUAACAUUCUUGAACUCCCCGUCCUACAACAUACAUCCUGUAUAUUGCAGUAAUGUCUUGGUUCAAAAUGUAACAGCUUAUGCAUUACCAGAAUCACCUUCCACUAGUGGAAUAGUGCCAGAUUCCUCAGAGUAUGUAUGCAUUGAGAAUAGCAACAUUAGUGUGAGUUAUGACGCUAUUGUGCUAAAGAGUGGCUGGGAUGAAUAUGGAAUUGCUCUUGGGAAACCAACCACAGAUGUCCACAUUCGGGACGUUCGCCUUCAAUCUACUACAGGCGCAGGUUUGGCUUUUGGAAGCGAGAUGUCCGGUGGCAUCUCCAGUGUUCUGGUAGAGAAGCUAGAUCUACAUGACUCGUUUAUUGGGAUUGAAUUCAAGACAUCAAUUGGUAGAGGUGGUUUUAUAGAAGACAUAUAUAUAUCAGACGCAAAAAUCAAGGAUGUUAAGACGGCUAUCCUGGCAACAGGUCAGUCCGAGUCACACCCAGAUGAUAGUUAUGAUCCUCAUGCACUUCCCGUUGUCAAAGGCAUAACCUUUAAAGACAUAGUUGGCAAAAAUGUUACCAUCGCAGGCAAUUUUUCUGGGAUUCCUGAAUCUCCUUUUACGUCAAUUUGUCUAUCAAAUAUUUCCUUCACCACUACUACAUAUGCAUCUGCUUCAUGGCUAUGUUCAGAUGUGUCGGGUGCUUCAGAAAAUGUGAAUCCCGAUCCAUGUCCUGCGCUCCAGAACUCGUAUUCUUCUCCUUCCUCCGUCUGUUCUCUCCUAUUCUACCCAAGCAGUCAUGCUGCAGUCUUAUGAUGCCUAUACCUGAAAUCACAUUAUUUAUCACAAACAAAUCUGUACAUUAUGAAAUUCUCAUCACCACAUCAAUCCAUUUUAGCUCUUAAUCUCCAAUAAGAAGCAGCACAGAUUGCUUCAUACCAUACCCCCCACUUAAACAUACGGUCCCAGUCGUUGUCUUGCUACAUAUUUCACCUAAAUCAAAUUGUCAUUUGGCAGUCAGUUGCAUGUGUACAGCCUUGCUUUCUUCAUUCUGUGAGAAAAAUUUUGGUAGUGCAAUAUGAUUUAGAUCAAAUUGUAAUUCAUUUCUAUAUUAAUUAAUCCCACGUUCUUUCAUUUUCUUUUCAGUUUAAA